AAAAUGCCCCCUUUAUUGCCCCCAUUCCAUAGCUUAUUGCCUUUCGUCACUUUCCUUUUACCAGAUUCUCGACUCUGUCUCCUCCAUCGCUCUUUUUCAUCGAUCAGAUCUCUUCAAACCCAUCUGUCAAAACAACCCUCCACUCAUUCCAUCCAUGACGCUUGGCUCAGGAGGAUCCAGUGUUGUGGUGCCUCGGAACUUCAGAUUGCUGGAGGAGCUUGAGCGUGGAGAAAAAGGUAUUGGAGAUGGUACUGUCAGCUAUGGAAUGGAUGACGGAGAUGACAUUUACAUGCGCUCUUGGACUGGCACCAUUAUUGGUCCUCAUAAUACUGUACAUGAAGGUCGAAUCUAUCAGCUGAAGCUGUUCUGUGAUAAAGAUUAUCCAGAGAAGCCACCAAGCGUCCGUUUUCAUUCAAGAAUCAACAUGACUUGUGUUAACCACGAAACUGGAGUGGUGGAACCAAAGAAGUUUGGACUUCUUGCAAAUUGGCAGAGGGAGUAUACCAUGGAGGAUUUACUGACACAGCUGAAAAAGGAGAUGGCAGCACCACAUAACCGAAAGCUGGUUCAACCUCCCGAGGGUACCUACUUCUAGCUCUCAAGAUUAUCGGACAUCCUGGAUCUAAGUGCAUUUCUGGUAUGCAAUAUAUAGUUUGUAAUGCUUGUUGAUCUUUAAAGAAAAUAGUGGGGAAUGCCCCAAAAAGCUUCUCCAA
This is a messenger RNA of Gossypium arboreum, 713 nucleotides long. RefSeq names its product ubiquitin-conjugating enzyme E2 variant 1D. The transcript is spliced from 4 exons. The record is from RefSeq and is a predicted model, not a curated record. Gene Ontology annotation, biological process: protein K63-linked ubiquitination; DNA damage tolerance. Lineage: Eukaryota; Viridiplantae; Streptophyta; Magnoliopsida; Malvales; Malvaceae. Gene Ontology annotation, cellular component: nucleus. The coding region runs from base 155 to 595 and encodes 146 amino acids.